This is a messenger RNA of Strongylus vulgaris, 888 nucleotides long. The record is from the annotation of a GenBank genome assembly. NCBI's taxonomy places the organism in Eukaryota, Metazoa, Nematoda, Chromadorea, Rhabditida, Strongylidae.
CAGAAAGCCGCAGCCAACACAUGGGAGCAAAUCCUCAAAGAUUAUCCAACGGAUCUUCUGGCUAUAAAGUUUGCUCAUGACACAUACUUCUAUUUGGGUGACGCAAAAAUAAAGCGUGACUCCAUUCAAGCAGUUCUGCCUAAGCAUAAAGGGACAGAGCCAUGCUACAGCUACCUCCAUGGAAUGCUGGCCUUUGGUCUUGAAGAAUGUGAACAAUACGAGGAAGCUGAGAAAGAAGCAUUAAAGGCGCUUGAAGCGAACAGAUACGAUUGCUGGGCCACCCAUGCCAGAGCCCAUGUUUUGGAAAUGCAAGGAAGGUUUGAUGAAGGCAUCACAUUUCUGGAAAGCACCGUCGAAGACUGGAGGCAAGGCUGGAUGUUGGCUGCUCAUAAUUACUGGCACAACGCCCUUUACUAUGUAGAAAAGGAUGGCACUUAUGAAGCACCACUUGCUAUAUUUGAUAGCGAAAUUUGCCCACGAGCUGUUAAAAGCGGAGCAAUGCUUGAUAUGGUCGAUGCUGUGUCAAUACUAUGGAGAUUAGAACUCGAAGGUGUGAAUGUUGGCGACAGGUGGCAGAAUCUUCCAAAUUUGAAGGAACACCUUGAUGAUCAUGUGCUAUUUUUCAACGAUAUUCAUAUGAGCAUUGCACUACAGAAGAACGGCCACAUUGAUGAUGAAACAAAAUUGCGAGAAACUUUGUUCGAGUUUGCAAAGACUGCAAGUGACGACUACACUCAAGCUAAAGUCAGUCGUGAUGUGGGUUUGGCCAUAUAUGAUGGGAUAUCACACUAUAUUCAAGGAGAUUACGGUAGCUGUGCAAAGUCCAUUGUUCCUAUUCGCGACAGGAUCUAUGCCAUUGGUGGAAGUAAAGCACAGGUAUUUUUAUAA